Messenger RNA from Aspergillus nomiae NRRL 13137, 2571 nucleotides. RefSeq names its product phosphatidylinositol 3-kinase VPS34. Gene Ontology annotation, cellular component: membrane; peroxisome; cytoplasm. Lineage: Eukaryota; Fungi; Ascomycota; Eurotiomycetes; Eurotiales; Aspergillaceae. Bases 1 to 2571 code for a protein of 856 amino acids. Gene Ontology annotation, molecular function: 1-phosphatidylinositol-3-kinase activity. Gene Ontology annotation, biological process: autophagosome assembly; endocytosis; phosphatidylinositol-3-phosphate biosynthetic process. The record is from RefSeq and is a predicted model, not a curated record. The transcript has 3 exons.
AUGGAGGCCUUUACAUUUGCUGUCUCCACCCAGGUGGACUUUCCGAUUCAAAUCAAAAUUGGCUCUUUGGAAGGAAAGCAGAAAGAGGUCCCCUUUUCUAUACUCCUCAAGCGACCGGAAUUGCGACACCUCGGUUCCGUGCAGAACCCCACAUCCGAUCUCUUCGUCACAGUACAGCUAUGGUCAGACUCGAAACCGCUGGGGGUGCCUUUGCAAACCUCAUAUAGAACGUUCAAAUCGGUCCGCGCCUGGAAUGAAUGGCUCCAGAUGCCUAUGUCACUCAAGGAUGCCCCGUACAAGUGCCAGCUUGCGAUAACCAUUUGGGACUUGUCUCCAUUUGGAGGUGAAGGUGCGCAAGGCCAUUACGUUCCAUUCGGUGGGACAACAAUAUCCCUAUUUGAUGAAGAAGGUAAAUUGAAGAUGGGGAGGCAGAAGUGCAAAGUAUAUCGUCACAAGGCUGCCGAUGGCUUCUCUUCGACAACUACCCCUUCGGUGCCAUCAACGAAGCGACGGAAGACCAAUGCUUCUGAUCCGUUGGGCCCUUCGCCCGAGGAGAUAGAGCUGGAACGAGUAGAGGUGCUGAUCAAGAAGCACGAAAUGGGGGAGAUACCACGAAUCGAUUGGAUGGACCAGAUGGUCUUUCGUCAGCUAGAGAAGUUGAAACUUAAUGCCGAAGAAUCCGCAAGGAAGCGGGCCACCCUUUUAAAGUCGACGAAGCAUAAAUCCCGGGGGAAACAUGGAGACGAUGGAGAUGAUUCAGAUGAGGGGGAUUUAGACGACGAGAACUUCACUCUCUAUGUCGAAUUUCCACGCUUUGACCACCCCGUGGUCUGGUCUGACCACGAGUAUCCUCCUCCCCCGGUCUCGUCGUACCCCCACAAUGCACCUGCCAACCCUAGUUCUGCAUUGAAACCUGCACCGGAGGUUCGUUUUGGCCCCGGAAUCGAAGGUGCUGAUGGAGAGGGGGUGAUCAGAAUAUAUGACCCUGAAGUUGGGCAGACAGGCAAUCCAUGUGAAGACAAACACAGAAGACUCAUUCGUAGUCACCGUACCGGCAUCAUGGACAGAGACCUGAAACCGAAUCCAAAAAUCCGGGAUGAACUAAAUGCCAUACUGUCGUACGAGCCAACGCAAGACCUCACUGCCGAGGAAAAGGACCUUGUUUGGCGCUUCAGGUACUAUCUAACUCGUGAGAAACGAGCGUUGACCAAGUUUGUUAAGUCGAUCAAUUGGCGUGAUGCCGGUGAAUCACAUCAAGCAGUGGAAAUUCUCCCUAAGUGGACCGAAAUCGAUGUCGAUGAUGCUUUGGAGCUCCUUGGGCCAACGUUUGAUAACCCAGCAGUCCGUUCUUAUGCAGUUGAAAGGCUUCGGAAGGCCGACGAUGAAGAGCUUCUCCUUUACCUCCUUCAGCUGGUACAGGCGCUAAAAUACGAGGAAAAUUCCAACAAUGACACAGAGGAUGCUGCCCAUGAUUCGUCACUGGCUAAUUUCCUGAUCACUCGUGCUGCAAAUAAUUUUAAGCUCGGAAGUUAUUUCCAUUGGUAUCUAAUGGUUGAAUGCGAUGACACCAGCCCCGGAACCCUAUCCGCGCAGCGCAGACUCUUCGCUCGGGUAGAAUACUAUUUUAUGACUGAUUUGGAACAAGUGCAUCCUGAGCAUCGAAAGACGCUGUUACGUCAGGGUGAGCUGGUUGCUGUGCUCUCUAAGGUCGCCAAGGAUCUCAGGUUCUCGCGAGAUAGCCGGCCACUGAAGAUUGAGAAACUCAAAAAGUACUUGAAAGACCCUAAAAAUGAGCUUGUGCACAUUGAGCCUCCAUUGCCGCUGCCCUUAGAUCCAGAAAUAUCAGUCACAGGCUGUUUUCCGGACGAGUCCAAUGUCUUUAAAUCUACCCUGUCUCCUCUCCUCAUCACCUUCAAGACAUCUGAAGGGCAGAAGUAUCCAAUCCUGUUCAAAGUCGGCGAUGAUCUUCGCCAGGACCAGCUCGUUAUACAGAUAAUCAUUCUAAUGGACCGUCUUCUGCAAAAGGAAAAUUUGGAUCUUAAGCUGACACCCUAUCGAAUCCUUGCCACCAAUGCUACGGCAGGCGCUGUCCAAUUCAUUCCAUCAGCAUCCUUGUCUGCAAUCUCAGCCAAGCACCGACAUCUUGAGAAUCUUCUCCUCGCCCCAGAUGGCCAUUUCUUCCACGCCGACUUCGGAUUCAUCCUAGGCCGAGACCCCAAACCAUUCGCUCCAAUGAUGAAGCUCUGCAAAGAAAUGGUGGAAGGAAUGGGCGGCACUACGUCUCCUCAUUACCUCCAAUUCAAGCAAUACUGCUUCACCGCGUACACCACGCUGCGCAAGUCGGCAAACCUUAUUCUCAACCUGUUCAGUCUAAUGGUCGACGCCAAUAUCCCCGAUAUCCGCGUUGAGCCGGACAAGGCGGUACUCAAGGUCAAAGAGAGGUUUCAUCUGGAGAUGACGGAAGAGGAGGCUAUUCGUCAUUUUGAGCAACUCAUCGGUGACAGCGUAAAUGCUAUAUUCGGUGUGGUUAUUGAUCGUCUUCAUGAGUUUGUUCAGGGCUGGAGAGCAUGA